Messenger RNA from Neofelis nebulosa (Clouded leopard), 3446 nucleotides. RefSeq names its product serine protease 35 (gene PRSS35). The transcript has 2 exons. The record is from RefSeq and is a predicted model, not a curated record. Gene Ontology annotation, molecular function: serine-type endopeptidase activity. NCBI's taxonomy places the organism in Eukaryota, Metazoa, Chordata, Mammalia, Carnivora, Felidae. Gene Ontology annotation, biological process: proteolysis. The coding region runs from base 604 to 1875 and encodes 423 amino acids.
UUGGGGAAACAGCUCUGGUUCUUCUAGAUGGCUGGGGUCUAGACGGCGAGCUGGGCAAGUGAGAUUUGAUGAACAACUCCCACGCACCCCCAUCAGCCCUCCCCCCGACUUUAAAGUCUCUUCUUGAGGCUAUGCAAGGGAUGCACAGUGUCACGCGGACAGACAUCUCUUGUGAAUGGACUCAGGAAUUCUUCGUGGUGCUGCAUUAUUUCACUCUGGGGGCAGAGAUGCUGGGGUGAGAGGUUGCCCCGUCUGCUCUGCACCUCCAGGGAACCCUACCCCCCACCCACACACACCUCCUUGGGCCUAGCGUCCGGGUUCCUUCCCCUCCCUCUUUCCCUUUUUCUCCUCUUGCCCACCUCCUCCCCCUCUUCGCCUCCCCCCGCGUCGGCCGGGCGUCAUCGCCCCCUUUCCCCUCCCAUCUCCAGACCGGCGCGCAGCUCAGCUCUGGCCUCCUCCGCAGUCUCCGCCACGAGCCGCUGGUGGUGCUGGCGGGUCCGCGAGGCUCGUGGCAGCAGCCCCCGCCCGCCCUCGCCAGCGCUGGGACCGCCUCGGGGGCCUUUGAGUCGAGCUGGGCAGCGUCCCGGGCACCGGGCACCGAAUAUGCUUCGCAGGACAAAAGAGAAGAACAAAAUGGAAAACGUGCUAUUUUGUUGGAUAUUUUUCACCCUUGGGUGGACCCUCACUGAUGGAUCUGAAAUGGAACAGGAUUUUAUGUGGCACUUGAGAAAAAUACCCCGGGUUGUCAGUGAAAGGACUUUCCGUCUCACCAGCCCCACCUUCAAGGCAGAUACUAAGAUGGUGCUAGAUAGAGUGUGUGGCAUUGAAUGCCAGAAAGAACUCCCAGCUCCCAGCCUUUCUGAUGUGGAAGACUCUCUUUCCUAUGAGACUGUCUUUGAGAAUGGCACCAGAACCCUGACUAGAGUGAAAGUCCAAGAUGUGCUCCUUGAGCCAACUCAGAAUAUCACCACAAAAGGAGCACUGGUGAGGAGGAGAAGGCAGGUUUAUGGCACAGACAGCAGGUUCAGCAUCUUGGACAAAAGGUUCUUAACCAAUUUCCCUUUCAAUACAGCUGUGAAGCUCUCCACAGGCUGCAGUGGUAUCCUCAUUUCCCCCAGCCACGUUCUAACAGCGGCCCACUGUGUGCAUGAUGGAAAGGACUACAUCAAAGGGAGUAAAAAGCUAAGGGUAGGGUUGUUGAAGAUGAGAAAUAAGGGUGGUGGCAAGAAACGUAGAGGUUCUAAGAGGAGCAGGAGAGAGGCGAAUGGUGGUGACAAGAGAGAAGGUACCAAGGUGAAUCUGGAGAGAGACAAGGCUGGAAGAAGAAGAAGAAAGGAAUCUGGUCGGGGCCAGAGAGUUGCUGAGGGGAAGCCCUCCUUCCAAUGGACCCGGGUCAAGAAUACCCACAUCCCCAAAGGCUGGGCUAGAGGAGGGAGAGGGGAAGCCGCUUUGGACUAUGACUAUGCUCUUCUGGAAUUGAAGCGCCCUCAUAAAAAGAAAUAUAUGGAACUAGGAAUCAGUCCAACCAUCAAGAAGCUGCCUGGAGGAAUGAUCCACUUCUCAGGAUUUGAUCGUGAUAGGGCAGAUCAAUUAGUCUACCGGUUUUGUAGUGUGUCUGAUGAAUCCAAUGAUCUCCUCUAUCAAUACUGUGAUGCUGAGUCGGGCUCCACUGGUUCUGGGGUCUAUCUUCGUCUGAAAGAACCAGACAAAAAGAACUGGAAACGCAAAAUCAUUGCGGUCUAUUCGGGCCACCAGUGGGUGGAUGUCCAUGGCGUUCAGAAGGACUACAAUGUGGCGGUGCGCAUCACUCCCCUCAAGUAUGCCCAGAUUUGCCUCUGGAUUCAUGGAGAUAAUGCCAACUGUACUUACGGCUGAUGGAAAUCUGAAACGAGUCAAUGGAUUACCUAAAUCGUGGAGCAAACCAGUUAUUAUGGUAGCAAGAUCACUUCAUAGGUUAUGCCCGGACUUGAACCCUAUCAAUAACAAUUCAACAUUUUUAUAAAUUUACCUUUUCAAAAUUAGAAGCUUUUCAUAUGUUUAAAAAAUACUUAGGUACAAAUACUGAAACUAGAUGGGCACCUAAAUGUCAAGUAUAUAUUCUUCUUUUACAUAGUGAUAAGUAUCAUUUGUGGGAAGUCUUUUGUUUCUCUCUGCCUUCUUAAAAUUAGUCACUCUUUAAAAGUUCAAACUGGUAUUAUACACAGUAUGAUUUUUCAGUGGACUUAUUCUCAGGGUCCUACUCUAACAAGAAUCUAAUAGGGUGCUGGUUGCAUAUUAAAUGUGAAACUGCGUAUACAGACAUAGACAGUGUCAGGGUGGAGACGAUGACUUACAAUAGUUUGUACUACUUGGAGAUGGACCCAUUCAGUUCAUGCCCUCUGUGCUUAUAUUAUGCUUUCUGUUGGGUCUGAGAAACUUUGGUUUAGAUUUUUUUUUUUUUUUAAGAAUUACAAGGUACAGCAAACUUUAUAAGCAAAGCUAUCAACUGUUUCACUGCUUUAAAAAAUAUCAGUUGAAGUGUUUAUUAUUUAAAAAUGAGAGACAUACUUUGUUCUAUGAAAUAAAUCUAGUUGAAAAAAUAGGGAAGCUGAGACAUUUUAAGAUCUCAAGUUUUUAUUUAAUACUGAAAGCAUAGACUUUUCAUGAAUGCAGAGGGAAGACAGUUAAAAAGUUACAAAUGAUCAUGUAUUGAAAGCCUCAUCGUUUUAUGCUAUAGUUUUCUGUGUAUGAGGUGUUAGAGUUUUAGGACAAGGAAUUUUAUUUAGUCUUUUUCAAUAGAGAAUCUUUUUCCCAUUGACAUGACAGAUCUCAGCUUUCUUAAUAGAGCCAUACACAUAUUAUUUUGGCUAUUUCUCUGCCUAAUAAUUUUAGAUAUAUCCCUAAAAAUGAAUAUAAUUUACAAAUACAAUUUUUAAAAGGAGUUUCUGAUUAUUUUCAUUAGGGACCAAGGCUGUACACUCCUUCCGGCCACCAUGGCCGCCUGAGCAGACAGAAUCCAAUGACUGCCUUCAGGCACAACACAGAGUAGUUACAUAUUUCUUGAAUGAGCAGAUAUUUUGCUGAAUCGUUGUAAAAGGGGGUUAGUUCAGGCCAUUAUGUUGAAAGGGUUGUAGUGAUUUGCUGUUGAGCACACCAUAAAAUUCGGGAAUGGCAGGCCUAAUUUCUGGUCUGCUAUUUUUGGCAGUUUCUACAGCACACAUUCCUUUUUCUCAUGACUCACCUAAGUCAUUGAUUCUGCUGGAGUCAAAAUUUAUUUUACCUAUUAUUUUUUUUAAGAGAAUGGGGAGUUAUACCCUUGAUUAGUAUGCAAAAGAAUAUUGGAUUAGGUUAUGAUAAAAGGUGAUUUUAUGAAUGUUGUCCAAAAUACCUGGAAUUUAAUACGAGUAUACAUACUUUUAUGGUGUGAAUCUGUUUAAAAAUCAUUCAAUAAAAAUUUAAAAAAUUAA